Molecule: messenger RNA, 4242 nt
Organism: Mugil cephalus (flathead mullet)
Lineage: Eukaryota; Metazoa; Chordata; Actinopteri; Mugiliformes; Mugilidae
Product: alpha-tectorin-like
Exons: 20
Coding region: 557-2959 (800 amino acids)
Source: RefSeq, a predicted model, not a curated record
UGCAAGGCUGAACCCCCACAAAGCUGCUGGACCAGAUGCCGUUUCAACUUUUAUGUCCCCCGAAGUCGGAUUUUCCGAAAGUGUUUACAUGCACUUGUGCACUUAAGGAAUUUUUUUUGGUUGGUUUCAGUUUGCUUAUCAGGAGCACAUUGGGGUUGAAGACUCGGUGCUCUACAUGCUCCACAAAGCUCACUCUCACCUGGACAAGGGGUUACGUUAGAGUGAUGAUUAUUGACUUAUGUAGAGUUUUUAACACAAUUAGGCCUGAUACCCUGGGGAAACUGGAGGGAAUGGGGGUGGACCACUUCCUUACCUCCUGGAUUAUGGAUGAUCAGAAAGAACGGCUGCAGUUUGUGAGGUUGCAGAACCAGGAUUACGUCAGAAAGCUCCACCAUCCACCCUCCUCUCUCUCUCCUCCUGGGUGUGGACAUAAAAAGAGACAGAGACACCCACAGAUGGACCAGUCCAUCAGAGACACCAGAGACGUCCUCGUGAACAGCCUCAUCGUCCAUCAACGCUGCACAGGCUCUCUGCCGGCUGAUUGGCCCCCUCCAACAUGGCCCGCCUCCUGUUCUACCUGUCUGCUCUGGGCCUGCUGGCAGGUGCUGCUGCAAAGGUGGUUGUAGUUCCUACGGAGCUCAGCAUCAGCUCAUGUCCCAUCACGUAUUAUGGACGGACCUAUGAACGUGUCUAUGUGAACUUCCCCACUGAAAACGUUGUCUUGUGUUUCGACGGCUUCUACAACCCUGAUGCUGGAGGAGACUGUAUUCUGGCACCUCCAUCCAAGAACUCAGGAUCUGAUUACGGUGGAUUGGGUAUAAUACCAUCUAGAGUUGAUUGGCGUGAAACACGUAUCCACGACAAUGUGCCAACCAUUACCAGCACCAUGGACUGUUUUAUAUAUUUUCGUCUGUUUUUAAACAACAGAUAUUAUUUUGUCAGUCUAUAUGCGUUUGGGAAAGAAACCGUUGUGCUGACACAAUUAGAUUACCCUGACACCUUGGAGCUUGAUAUGAAGGUUAAUGGUUCUACAGUCGAUACACUGACUCAUACACGCACUGCAGAAGACAAAUUACGGUUUGUAUACAUGGACAUCAGCGGAUGCAGACACUCAGGUGUUCUGUAUAGAGCAGGUGAAGUACUGAGUUCUGAUCCAGAAACCUGCACCACUGUCACCUGUGAUGACGGAGCCUUCCAACGCUCUACCUGUGGUCCCCUGGAGCGUUGUCAAGGCAACCACACCUGCAUGUUGGACACCACCUGCACUGUGACCGGCCCCACUAUCAUCGACGUCCAUGGCCAAGUUAACUCUGUCCAGGACCGGUGUGCGUACCCUCUGGUCUCAGUCCCAGACUUGGACGUGUUGGCCACCUUCCAGGAACGGCGUCGUACAGAUGUGAGCUUUGUGGACAGUGUGACACUGGUUCUGGGCGACCCAGCCAUUCACAUUCACCUGGAACAGGACGGGAGAGUCCGGCUGAACGACUCAGCGCUGACCCUCAACAGCUCGGCUCAGCUGGUUCACGGUGUGGAGCUCUCUAAGGACCAAAGUGGAGUCACCGCCAAGGUGUCGCUCUCCAACUACACCACUUCUGUCUUCUUUGAUGGCAGCACUGCACAGAUCCGUGUGGAAGGUGCACCUGGAUCUCCUCUCCAGGGCCUGUGUGGAAACUCCAGUGUGUCUCUAAGUGGACUGAGUCUCUCUGCCUACAGCUCCCCCAGCUGUGAGAAGCAGUACCCUGACACUGCUGACAGUACGAUCAACUGCAACAUGACGAGUGAACGCUGCAACCUCCUGAAGGAGGCGCCCUUCACCACCUGUACCAUGGACCCAGAGCCCUACAUAACCGCCUGCAUCGACACCUUGUGCACAUAUCCUGCACUGGAUGGUCUCAACUGUCAGUUCCUGGAAGCCUACGCCAGAGCCUGCAGCCUGUACAGCGACGGCACACUGGAAGGCUGGAGGUCAAAGGCCAGCUGCCCUGCCCCUGAGGCCUUCUGUCAGGACAGGACCUGCAGCGCUCAUGAGUUCUGUGGUGAGAGGACGGUCGGUGGUGAAUCUGGCUGCUUAUGUCGGGCCAUUUUUGCCUCCAAGUACAGAUCGACAAAGUCUUUGGGUGAUCCAGCAGUCUGCAGCCAGAACUCUGCUUCCCUGACUCUGGUCGGUUGUCUCCUGGUGGAAAAAGGCAUCGACUUCUCUGCGUUGCACCUCAACGACCCAGACUGCGUGGGUCAGAUGGACGAGGAGACCCACAUGAUGACCUUCAGCUUUGACAGCAUCAACAGCUGUGGGACGGUGUUCACGGCCAACAACAGCCAGAUUAUCUACAAGAACACCAUCAAGACCCAGAACAAUUCCUCCAACAUCAUCACUCGCCAAGACCAAUUCUCCAUCGACUUCUCCUGUGUCCACACUCAGCCGGACAUCAAGACGAUGGCCUUCAGAAUCAGAGACAGCUCUGUGAUCCAGCAGAUCACAUCUGGAGCUUGGAAUUACUCUCUGACCAUGACGGCCUUCACCGAUGCCGGCCGCACACAAGCCGUGGAGUCCAACACUGAAGUUCUGCUGAACCAGAAGAUCUGGGUGGAGCUGGUGACGGAUGGGCUGGAUGGAAACAUGGUCGCCGUGGUGACCGACUCCUGCUGGGCAACCGAUCAGCCAUCGCCCACCGCCACUCAGAAAUACGACCUGAUCAUUAAAGGCUGUGCCAACCCUGCCGACCAGACUGUGAAUGUGGAGGGAAACGGACUGGGAACCUCCAACUACUUCUCCUUCGACCUGUUCCAGUUCUCUGGGAACUCUGGUGACAUCUACCUGCAUUGCAACCUCCAGCUGUGUGUGAAACAGGAGAACAACUGUGCGCCGGUUUGUAACAGAGCUGUUCGGAGACGUAGAUCUGCCAGGUCCGGAUAUGAAGGUGAAGGUGCAGCCUUGAUCAGCAUGGCCUGGACUAAUUAGGUGGUUUCCACGGUGACUCGGACUGACCGACAGACGGCCGACCUCCACGAUGAUCCCUGACUUUUGACUGGUCCUGAUCCAGAGGCUGGACGUGUGAAAGGAUGAAGCUGCUGGAAUCAGCAGCUGUUUUAGUGGAAGUGUUGUGAGGACGGGACCAAACUGUCAUCUCUGAGACAUAUUUUCUGUUUUUUACUAUUGACAUGGUGGAGGGUCCAUUACAUUUAUAUUCUAACCAAAUGAAUAUAUCAGAGGAACGUCCACCCCUGAAACUCUAAUCACUGUGUCCUCCGUCACUACAUCUCCCAGCAUGCAUGGGGGCGCUGCAGGACCUCCCAGGAGACCUGUAGGCUGUCACAUGUUCACCCUCAGAGAGAUGUCUGCUGUCAGGUUUCAUACGAGGCCUCCAACCAAAGAGGCAUCUUGACUUCUCAGGCUGUUUGAGAUGUUUUAGACAGAAGAGGUGAAACCAUCCAGUACUAGACCAGAACCCAGAGAUUAGAGGAGAUACGGGCCGGGGUCGUAACGCCAUGUAAAGGUGAUGGGGUCAUUUGAACAUUAGCUGUGUAACAAGCUGGUAGUCGAGGCUAAACUUGAAAGGAGGACUAACAGAAUCCGCUUCCUUCCAGUUUGACUUGUAGAAGCCUUUAGUUGGAUUCGGGCUGUGUGGGUUGUUUGAUGGUGAUCUAAAGAAGAGGAAGGAUGGAUUAGGACUCUGAAGCUCUCACUUGGACAGAUCUGAAUGUCAUUUAAGAGCCGAUAAAAACCAGAGUGAACGUAGCUCAGAGUCGAGACAAGAAUCAAAGAGUUGAGCUGCAGUCACUUGUUAACAGACAGAACCAAGAGAGGACUGGAGCUGAGCGCGCUGAUGCUCAGUUACAUUUACCUCCGGCUUUUAAUGUCCGCUCAGUGCUCCCUUAAGGUGGACGGACCGGUCCGUAUGUAUGGGUCCAUCCAACCAAAGAUAAAGCCUGGAGGCAGAUAAAGCCGCCCAGAGCUGCAGUCUGAGCAACACAACACUGUGAGCAACAGCAUGAAAGGCUGCAGUCAAGUCCAGCAACAUCAGCAUUGACCUGAAUCUGCAGCACAGACCAUUUAGUGUUUGUCUGGAAGCUGAUUGGAAAGUGCAGAGCAUGUGUUCCAUCCUUCCUCCCAGAAAAGACACCAGAGUCCAACUUGUAGCUGCUAACUUUCUAUGUUCUGUUGAUUUGAGGGGACAGUUCAGCUGCUCUGCUCCGUCUCCUUCAUUCUCUCACUGUUUGUUCAGCAUGCAAAGACCAAAAAAA